CCUCUUUGGCCCGGCCCAAUAAAACCCUAGCCUUCGGUUUUGCUCCGAAUUUGGGGGCGAAUCCUUGGAGGAAGCUCAGCAGGAGGAGCGAAUCGAGGGUUUCUGGAUUUCAGUUUCAAUUCAAUCUCGAUUGCUCUUCGGAUUGCUUGCAAAACAUGGGCCUUGGUACCACGGAUCCGGCGGCUGAUGAUGCUGCCGGAGAAGCUGUCGCCACUGCUUGCUCGAUCUGCCUUGAUGCUGUCUCCGCCGACGAUGGGGCGCGCUCCAUCGCUAAGCUACGUUGUGGCCAUGAAUUUCAUCUCGAUUGCAUUGGUUCAGCAUUCAAUGUUAAAGGAGCAAUGCAAUGCCCAAACUGCCGGAAAGUUGAGAAAGGUAAUUGGCUAUUUGCCAAUGGUAGUCGGACAUUGCCAGAUUUUGGCAUGAGCUCUUGGCCAGAGCUUAGCCUGGAUGAAUGGCGACAGGAUGAAGAUCUCUAUGAUCUUGGUUACUCAGAAAUGGCAUUUGGACUUCAUUGGUGCCCAUUUGGCCGAGUAGCUCCACUGCCCACUCCAUUUGAAGAAGGAGAAUCCUCUCCACCAAUUACUUUUCAAGAGCUUUUCCGGAACCAUACUAUACUUAUGGAGCAUCCGGCUACUUCCUCAACAGCUCAUGUAUGUCCAUAUGUGGCUUACCUCCAUCCUCUUCAACCAUCCUCUUCAUCAAAUCCUCACAUUCCGUCUGAAUCUUCCAUUGAUGGUCCUCCUGCGUAUCAUCAGCCCUGGGCUCGGGUACCUGCACCAGCAAAUGUCCAGAAUCAACAUGCUCUUUCCGCCAAUGAACUUCAUUAUCAUGGUUGGGAACAUCAUCCUCAACACUCUAUACCUACUACCCUUACAAACACUGCUGAUCAAGCUUCAGUUCCUUCUGCAACAGUUAGGGUUAAUUCUGAUGGUCCACCAAGGACAGGAUCUCUCGGCCACCCUUACAUCCUUGCUCAUAGCUCAGUGUCUAGAACCGGAGGUCCAUUUGUUUCCCCAUAUCCACGGUAUGUUAAUAACUCUCGAGUCCAGGGCCAUGUCCAAGAUCAUCAUUACCUACAUCACAAUUCAACGGCUGCGCAUGGGCCUAUCUCGGGUGCACAACGAGGUGCUAGGAGUUUAGCUCCCAUAGGACCAGCCCAACUCCAGCCACCCAAUCCCAACAGCCUAUACCUAGUUACGUCCACCGGAUCAUCCGGCCGGAGCAUUCAAGAAGUGGAAAACACCGGAGGAAACCAUCUUUACGCAUGGGAAAGAGACCUCUUUGCACCCUUCCCAUUACUGCCAUUAGACAGGGAAUCUGGUUGGUUCAGUCAUCCCCACACCGGUGCAUCAUCAGACCCGAACAGAAGAACAGGAUCAUGGCAUCAACACAACGCCGAGAGACCGAACUCUCGUGGACGAACAGACGGUGCCUCACAUUGGCAGAGCCAUAGCAACCGGCAUCAUUUUAUCUGAAUAUCAAAUUGAAUUCGAUACUUUAUGAAAAAAAAGAACUGUAAUUUAUUUGUAAAUGCAAACUGUAUGUGUAACUUUGCCGGGUCAGGUCCUCUUUGAUGGCUGCUACUCAAUGUUCAUCUUCUGACAGGAUUUUCUCUGGCUGAAUGAAUGCAUGAUCUGGCUUCCUGUAUUUUUUUUGAGACUCUGGAAGCUAAGAAAUAACUUCUUUCAUGUUUGUACUUGUAAUGAGAUAUUACAUUUGCAUA
This is a messenger RNA of Dioscorea cayenensis subsp. rotundata (Guinea yam), 1723 nucleotides long. RefSeq names its product E3 ubiquitin-protein ligase RFI2-like. Gene Ontology annotation, molecular function: ubiquitin-protein transferase activity. The coding region runs from base 156 to 1475 and encodes 439 amino acids. Lineage: Eukaryota; Viridiplantae; Streptophyta; Magnoliopsida; Dioscoreales; Dioscoreaceae. The transcript has 6 exons. The record is from RefSeq and is a predicted model, not a curated record.